This is a messenger RNA of Striga asiatica, 723 nucleotides long. NCBI's taxonomy places the organism in Eukaryota, Viridiplantae, Streptophyta, Magnoliopsida, Lamiales, Orobanchaceae. The record is from the annotation of a GenBank genome assembly.
AUGCAGAAUGUCUUGAACCGACUCGCUCUCAGGCGGGCCCUCGGGCCACAUUGGCACCACAAUGUACGCCGCGAAACGCUCCCCGGCCCGUAUUUUCCGAGCGAUUUUCAACGCGAUCUCGACCGGGAUCAAGUUCCCACACCCACAAUUCUUGUUCCGUUCCCACAUGUGGCAUCCCCCGACGAAAUACUGGUUCUCGACGUACACGAACCUCUCGGCUCUCCUUAUGGCCUCCACGUACGCCUCGUGUAUGCUUCUCUCGACCGGAAAUCGAGCAUCGACAAUCGAGGCGCGGUCGAUCGACCGGAAAACUUGCACGUUCCAAUUCCUCCUCUGCUCGCCCAACGACGGGUCGCACUGCCUCGUCCACCUCUGCUCGAAAUUCGAAAGCACGUCCCACGCGGCACGGCCCGUCACGCGCGCGUGCGUGUCAUGCCAAGGCUCGCGCGGUCCACCCUUGUCGAGGCUCGCACCUUUGAGGCUCGUCUGGUAGAAGUCGAAGUAGUGGGACUCGUCGUCGUUCAGCGUUCGGAAGAGGGAGUGAUCUGUCGUGUCGUAACGCCCGUCACCGCCGACGAAGCUCACGAUCUCGCGGGCCCGCGAGUCGGUUGUGAUGGUCUUUUGGUGGUGGGUGAAGGCCGUGGGGAACUUGUCGUGGUAGCGAUGUCUCGUCGUCCCAUAAGAGGAUUCUCACGGCCACGCCUUCUUCGGCUUUACGCUUGA